UGGUGGGGGGAGCAAUACCAAAGAACAAGAACAAAAUAAAUAAACCCCUCCCCCGACCUUGCUUUAUCUUUCCAGCACUCUCCUCUCUUUCUCUCUCUCUUUCUCUUUCUCUGCAACUGAUGUGAUUCUCCACCAUCUCCCCGAGAACCCCAUCAACCUUUACAAAAGAAAAAAUUAAAGCAGAGAGUGCAAGAAAGAAUUGAAACCAUGGUUUUCUCAUCCAUUCCAGUCUAUCUAGAUCCACCCAACUGGAAUCACCAGCAGCAACCAAACCAGUUGCAAUCUGGAUUUGGCACUACAGAAAAUCCCCACCAGAUUCUUCCGCCGCCCCCUUCUCCACCCACUGCGGGAGGAGGAGGUGGCGGUACGGGCUCGGUUAGGCCCGGUUCAAUGUCCGAAAGAGCCCGUCUGGCAAAGAUACCGCUGCCGGAGGCGGCUUUAAAGUGCCCCCGAUGCGAUUCCACCAACACAAAAUUUUGUUACUUCAACAACUACAGCCUCUCUCAGCCACGGCACUUCUGCAAGACCUGCCGCCGGUACUGGACCAGGGGAGGUGCACUGAGGAAUGUCCCUGUCGGAGGAGGUUGCCGGAGGAACAAAAGAAGCAAAAACGUCAGAUCAAAAUCUCCGGCCACCGCUGACCACCAGACGGGUGGUGGCUCGACCUCAGCUAGCGCGGUUCAUGAUCCGUCGUAUAGGUGCACCGCCGCAGACGUUUUUACCCAUUUGCCGACGCCGCCGCACUUACCUUUUCUGCCAUCCUUGCAGCAUCUAACUGAAUUUGCCUCGGGAGACAUGGCCCUUGGAUUCGGGGGUGCACAGCCACCUGUGGUGGCGGCAACCGGCAGCGGUGAUGGAGUGCCGGAGAUGGAAUUCCAGACUGGUGGUGGUUCAGCGGGGGGAGGUCCUAUAUUACAGCAAUUGCAUCAAUUCCCAUUCUUUUCAGGGUUGGAGGCUGCUGCGCCUGGGUUGUACCCGCUUGAUCCGUCACCGAGUUACGGCGGGUUGGGAGCGAGUCAACUCAGGCCGAAAGGAAUGGAAGCAGGGUUUGGGGAGGAGCAGGAGGGUGCAGUGAAACUGGAGGGAAAUGAUGAAUUAGGGUUGAUGAAUGCAUCAAGGAAUUUUUUGGGUAUGAAUAUUAGUAAUAUUGCUGCAGGAUCAAAUCAUCAUCGUUAUCAUCAGUAUUGGGGUAGUGCUGCUGCUGCAGAUGCUGCUACAGGGAACGCAUGGAGCAGUACUGCUAGUGAUCUCUCUGUAUUUGCCACUACUACUACAUCUUCUUCCGCCAGCCAUCUUUUGUGAAUUUGGGAGUAGCAGUUACAAAUCAAUGAUCAGUCUUCAGCUCCAAAACCUUAUUCAAUUUAAUUGGCAAUUACGUAAUACAGAUGGAAGGAAAGAAGGACACGUCGUUUCAACUGAAAAUUAAAGCUAGCUAGCCACGUAGCUUAAUUUAAAAGUUUGUGGCAGCUAGUACUACGGAUACUCGAGGAAUCUGAGAAGGUGAAGACCCAGGAAUGAUAUCGGAUAUAUAUAUAUAUAAACAUAUAUAUUUUGAAGAUCGAUCUGUGGAGAAACAUAGAAAUGGCAUGGGGUAGGUUUCUAGAUAUAUAUAUAUAUAUAUAUAUAUAUAUCUAGUUCGAAUUCCAAUUCGUUUUUCGUUUUUUUUUUAAUGUUUUAAUUUGUGAUCUGUGAUCGGUGGAGUACAGUAUAUGUAAGUUUACAUGCAGUAGGUGUCUUGCAGUGGGUGUCUGUGUGUUUGUUCAUGGAUCGACCGGAUUGAGUAUUGAGUUGGAUCAUGAAGGGGAUCUGACAUAUUAUAUUUAUAUAUAUAUGAAUUAAUAGAUCAAAUGUAGUUGUACUGUUAAUUA
Malania oleifera is the source of this 1868-nucleotide messenger RNA. Its product is annotated as dof zinc finger protein DOF3.6. Gene Ontology annotation, molecular function: DNA binding; DNA-binding transcription factor activity. The coding region runs from base 208 to 1302 and encodes 364 amino acids. The record is from RefSeq and is a predicted model, not a curated record. The transcript is spliced from 2 exons. Gene Ontology annotation, biological process: regulation of DNA-templated transcription. Lineage: Eukaryota; Viridiplantae; Streptophyta; Magnoliopsida; Santalales; Ximeniaceae.